This is a messenger RNA of Morchella sextelata, 981 nucleotides long. RefSeq lists its product as uncharacterized. The record is from RefSeq and is a predicted model, not a curated record. NCBI's taxonomy places the organism in Eukaryota, Fungi, Ascomycota, Pezizomycetes, Pezizales, Morchellaceae. The transcript has 9 exons. The coding region runs from base 1 to 981 and encodes 326 amino acids.
AUGUCCAAUUCACCAUCAUCGCAGCCCUCUAUCCCAUCUUCGUCUGUUUUUAAUCCCUCGAUGGAUACCUUCACUCCACCUGAUCCAUCUACGAAUACAUCUCCCCCUGUUUCCGAUCCACCACUGGGUGCUUCUAUUGCAUCAGACGAUAUUCAUGCCGCAACACCUCACUCCUGUAGUUCAACACCUCUGCCUGAGGGCCCGGAUUUGCGCCCACCCCCCGAGGUCCCACUUCCUCCGUAUGCGGAAAGGCAAAAGCCUGGAUUUUUCUUUGAAACUUUAGGCAUAGGCUCGAAGAGAAUCAGCAGGAAGCCUCUUCAAGAUCACGUGAGUGAUGUAUGGAGAGCUAGACCAGAAUGGGCUACAACGGAAUCUAGCUGGACGGAGCUUCCAGAACAGGAGCGGCUGUCGGCGGAGAACGAGUUGCAACGCGCUCUUGAAGCUCAGUACCCUCUUCCUGGUUACACGGCCAAGCGGGUGCAAGGGUGCCGGAACUGGUUGCCAAGUAUCUUAAGGAAGGGAGAUAGGCUGGUGUAUACACAGAGGACAAGAAUUCCCGGGGGGUGGAUAGUAACCACUACCAAGGGGAUUCAGUGGUUGCUCGCCGAGUUGUCCAAUCGAGACUUUUGCCCGAGCCCUUUCUUUUUCAAUUGGGCCUUCAACACCCCCGAGGGGCCGUUCUUGGACCAUGCGGAAGGGUCUGUCUUUGGUGAGAGUUGUAGGCCCGACGAAGGCCCAGGGUGGGACUCUGUUAAGCUUUCGGGUUGGUACUGUUUUGAAGGUUGUUGGGAUGAUGUUGCAUAUGGGUUUGUGGACGCAGGUUGUUUGACAUCGAUGCAAACAUCGGCAACGAGAUCUGGGAAAAAAGGAUCCUCGUUCUCAAGAAUGUAUGCAGACAAUGGCCGUGGGCCGCAAGAAAUAAUAUCGUGGAGAGUGUGUCCAGGGAUAGAGGAACACCAUGCUUGGUUACAUGUUGUUUAG